Messenger RNA from Magnolia sinica, 3182 nucleotides. RefSeq names its product glutamate receptor 2.8-like. Gene Ontology annotation, cellular component: plasma membrane. The record is from RefSeq and is a predicted model, not a curated record. Bases 228 to 3101 code for a protein of 957 amino acids. Gene Ontology annotation, molecular function: glutamate-gated receptor activity. Lineage: Eukaryota; Viridiplantae; Streptophyta; Magnoliopsida; Magnoliales; Magnoliaceae. The transcript has 5 exons.
AUGUGGUUCCUAUACCCUCCUAUCGAAUCAAAUCCCUCCAUGUCAGGGCCACACCGGCAUCAGUGCGAUAGAGGCAGCACCCAAUUCACUUCUGCCAAGCAUAUGGUGAAUGAGUCGCCACCAUCUAGAAGAAGUAUGCGAAACCUACAACAGCCUUUAAAUGAAGUCAUUGAAGAAUAACCCAGAGAUCUGAAUGUGAACUGUUUGGCUGGUUUCUCGAGCUCAGCAUGAGGCACCAAACAAAUAUCUUCUUCUCCUUCCUCUCCAUUAUUUGUCCCUUGAGCCUAUGCCAUGGAUUGGCGGUGCCCCAAAACAACAGUCCCAGAAAUGGGACAGUGCCAGUCCAUGUGGGCGUAGUUCUUGAUUUGGAAUCGUGGGCUGGAAAUAUGAGUAUGAGCUACAUUUCCAUGGCGGCUUCCGAUUUCUACACCGCCCAUAGUAAUUACACCACAAGGCUUGUUCUACAUGCCAGAGACUCGAAGAAUGACACCGUUGCAGCUGCAUCCGCAGCACUUGACUUGCUUAAAAAUGUAGAGGUGCAAGCAAUCAUCGGACCACAGAGGUCGGACCAAGCCGAGUUCAUAGUGGAUCUUGGAUGCAAAGCUCAUGUGCCCAUCCUUUCAUUCUCCGCUGUCAGCUCUUCUCUCUCUCCUAUCCGAACUCCAUAUUUCAUCCGGACUGCACAGAAUGACUCCUCACAAGUGAAAGCGAUUGCAGCCAUUAUUCGGUCCUUCAGAUGGAGGUCCGUCGUUCUUAUCUAUGAAGACACUGAUUAUGGAAAUGGACUCGUUCCAUAUCUCAUGGAUGCCGUCCAAGAGAUUGACGCACGGAUCUCUUAUAGGAGUGUGAUUUCUCAUUCGGCUCAAGACGAUCAAAUUACUGGAGAGCUUUACAAGUUGAUGACCAUGCAAACGAGAGUAUUCAUCGUCCAUAUGUCAUCUUUACUUGCGUCCCGCUUCUUUUUGAAGGUGAAUGAGAUUGGAAUGAUGAGUGAAGGUUUUACAUGGAUUAUAACGGAUGCUUUAACAAAUCUCCUCGAUUCCUUGAAUUCUAUUGUCAUCGAUUCAAUGCAAGGUGUAUUGGGUGUAAAACAUUAUGUGCCUAAAACGAAAGAGCUUGGUGAAUUCAUGGUCAGAUGGAGAAAGAAUUUCAGCCAAAUGAAUCCUGACAUUGAUAGAGAGGCGCUCGGGGUUUUUGGCAUUCGAGCAUAUGAUACUGUCUGGGCAUUAGCAAUGGCUGUGGAGAGUGUGGGGGCAGAGAAAUCCCGGUUUCAAAAGUCAAAAAUUCGAGAAAAUUUCACUGAAUUAGAGACUCUGGGAGUCUCUCAAACGGGUUUGAAACUUCUCAAUGCCAUCAAAAAGAUAGAAUUCAAAGGAUUGGGUGGUGAAUUUCAUCUAAUCAAUGGGGAGUUACCAUCCUCAGCCUUACAGAUAGUCAAUGUGAUUGGAAAAGGGGAGAAGAAGGUUGGGUUUUGGACUCCAAAGCAUGGGAUUUCGCAGGAAUUGAACAUGAAUCUUAAGAAAAUGCAUUCAACUUCUACGGUGGAUGUUGGUGCGAUCAUCUGGCCAGGAGAUACAUCAACGGUGCCAAAGGGAUGGGUGAUCCCGACAAGUGAAAAGAAGCUAAGAAUAGGUGUUCCUAUAAAAGAAAGGUUCUUCGAAUUCUUGAAGGUGGAGAAGGAUCCUCUCACAAAUACAACCCUUGUUAGUGGAUACUGCAUCGACGUAUUUAAAUCAGUAAUGAAUAAACUUCCAUAUGACGUCCCUUACGAGUUCAUUCCCUACCAAACGGCGAAUGGAAGGAGGGCUGGGAGCUACUCUGAUCUUAUUCACCAAGUAUAUCUUCAGGAAUUCGAUGGAAUGGUGGCGGAUACAACAAUCACUGCCAACCGAUCUCUAUACGUAGAUUUUACAUUGCCGUACACCGAAUCAGGCGUGACAAUGAUAGUUCCAAUAAAAGAUGAUGAGAGUAAAAAAGCAUGGAUUUUCUUGAGGCCUUUGACGCUAGAUCUUUGGCUGACAAGUGGGGCUUUCUUCAUCUUUACGGGCUUUGUGGUGUGGAUCCUUGAACAUCGAUUAAAUGAUGAGUUUAGGGGCCCACCUGCCCAGCAACUUGGCAUGAUCUUCUGGUUUUCCUUCUCUACUCUCGUCUUCUCACAUAGGGAGAAGCUGGUCAAUAACUUGUCCAGAUUUGUGGUGAUCAUAUGGGUGUUUGUGGUGCUGAUUCUUACUUCCAGUUACACGGCCAGCUUAACGUCAAUGCUGACGAUUCAACAGCUUCAGCCAACGGUCACUGAUAUCACUUACCUAAAAAAGAACGGGGACUACGUGGGCCAUCAAAAGGGGCCAUUCAUGACGGAGUUCAUCAAGCACUUUGACUUUGAUGAAUCCAAGCUCAAGCCCUACACGACUCCUGAAGAUUAUGCCGAAGCCUUGUCGAAAGGAAGCCGUAAUGGUGGCGUUUCAGCUAUUUUUGACGAGAUCCCUUACCUCAAGCUCUUCCUCGCAAAGUACUGCAAUAAGUACACCAUGGUCGGCCCAACCUACAAAACCGGAGGCUUUGGCUUUGUCUUCCCCAAAGGUUCUCCACUGGUCCCUGAUGUUUCGAGGGCGAUCUUGAAUGUAACAGAAGGCGAUACAAUGGCGGCAAUUGAGCGAAGAUGGUUUGGCCAUCAGACCACUUGUCCAGAUCAAUCAGCCGCCAUGGCUUCAAAAAGUCUUACACUUGCUAGCUUCCGUGGCCUCUUCCUCAUUGCUGGCAUUGCUUCCAUAUCUUCUCUCGUAAUCUUCUCAGUUUCCUUCCUUUACGAGCAGUGGCAUGUCUUGAUCCCAGACGAUUCUAACAGCUCCAUUUGGAAAAGACUCGUUGCUGUGGCCUGGUGUUUUGAUAAGAAAGAACUCUCUGCGCGUACCCUCAAUAAGAGUCACCAUAAUAAUGGACUAAUGAUGAGCACUAGUCCCGUUCAGGCAUCACCGGCUUCGCAGUGGCCGUUGAGCAUUUCCAACCAUACAAGUGGAAGAUUUGAUCAACAAGAAGAUGAAGAGAUCUCCUCCGUAGAUUUUGGCUUUCCAAAUCCCUGUAUACCAUCCUCGAUGGUGUAGACCGAUCGAUGUAAAUUGUCUAUCCUAGGUAAUCCAUGAUUAGACUCUAAUUAAAUUUCUUUUUUCUUUUUUCUUUCUUUU